Molecule: messenger RNA, 396 nt
Organism: Asparagus officinalis (garden asparagus)
Lineage: Eukaryota; Viridiplantae; Streptophyta; Magnoliopsida; Asparagales; Asparagaceae
Product: YTH domain-containing protein 1-like
Exons: 2
Coding region: 1-396 (131 amino acids)
Source: RefSeq, a predicted model, not a curated record
AUGCGUGAGAAUUCUCCUGGAGAUAUUUCAGCUGAUUAUGGUGAUAGUUCUAGCGAUAAUGAGAAUGCGGACAUUGGGUGGGUGGAAAUUGGCAGCAAAGAAGAGCCAAGUGAAGAAGAAGAAAUUGAGGAAAAUCCAAGUGAAGAAGAAGAAGUUGAGGAAGAGACAAGUGAAGGUGAAGAGGUUGAGGAAGAUUUAGACGAGGAUGAAGCACAGGAAGUAGAUUCAUGUGAAGAGCCAUAUGAAGAUUCUUGUAGAGCAGAUGAAGAAAAAUUAUGUGAGCAGGAAAUAGAUGAAGUUCCUUCAUGUGAGGUAGAUCCAGAUUCAUUUGAUAGUUUAGUGAAGACAUUUCAGCACAGGGAGAACCCAAUCAAGCGGAUUCGUGUGGAGGCCUGA